Molecule: messenger RNA, 4077 nt
Organism: Pocillopora meandrina
Lineage: Eukaryota; Metazoa; Cnidaria; Anthozoa; Scleractinia; Pocilloporidae
Source: the annotation of a GenBank genome assembly
AUGGCUUUCUUUGCUUUGGGAAAGGCUAAAUACUGUUUGAAAAGUUCGGAUUGUUCGGCCCUUGAAUCCUGUUGUGCAGAUAACGUCUGCAGACAAAGAUGUCACUACUGUUCGUACGACCACCAAUGCGGAACUAGCGAGCAAUGCUGUGAUAACAAAUGCAUCAGUAGUUCGUCUUCUUGUUUCUGUGCGAACAAGUACGAAUGUGGAUUAGGCAAGAUAUGCUGUAAAAACAAAUGCAUCAGUGAGUCGUCUUCUUUUUUCUUGUACGUAUGACUUCCAAUGUGGCAUUGGAGAGGAAUGUUGUCGGGAGUGUGUUCGUCAAACUGUGGUUUGAGCAGUGGAACUAUUGCAAGUAUUAUCAUCAGCAAUAUUGUCUUCUUCGCCUUCGUCAUUUGCACUGUAUCCUACCUCUGCUGUGCUUCCUGCCCGUAUUACCGUUAUCGUGCACCCGGUACUGUGAUCGUCACCCAACAGCUGCAACAACAGCUCGUCCCCAACUCAGGCACACACGGUGACGACGCAGCAAGUACAAGCUCCUGUGCUGCAUAACUACAACCAGCCUUCUCCAGCAGGUUACAACCAGCCUCCUUCAGGUUUACACCAAGCACCACCCGCUUAUUCGCCACCUAUUCCAAACCUGAAUCCUUCAGCUGAGAUAAAAGGACAAGCCGUUUCGAUACCGCCUCCCAAACCGGCCAAGUACUAAGAUGUUUGAAGCAAGUCAACAUGGAAACAACCGGCAACUAAUUUAUGUAUGGCAUAUGUCAUAUAUCCAUGGUAUGGCGCAAGUUUGCAUAGAACAAUUUUUUACAUCGGAGUAGAAUUAGAGAAAAUUCACAAUUACCAUCCCAAGGUUGAGGAUCUUAGUGGAAUGAUGGCUUUUACGGUUAAUGUUGACAAUUUUGGCCCAUUUACGGCUAUAAACAGAUAAUACCUUUCCAUUGUGGUCACCAGAAAUUUUCCAUACGGUUAACUUUUCGUACGGCUAACGAGUAAAAUUUGUCAAUUUCUGAGCCAAAUGGCUAAUUUUUUUGGCCGUCUUACUGUUAUCGGUUAACCCUAUUGGAUAUUUCAAGCUUCUUACUCAAUUGUCGAUUUCCAGUAAGUUACAAUUGCGUGACAUGCAAAGUAAUUUUCCCGGAGUUUCAUCAUUUUAUUUGCUCUUUUCACGGAUGCUUGCGGAAGUACAGUUUUCUAUUAAUAUUUUACGAUAGAGUCAAGGCCUUCGUUUAUGAUGUUUCCAAAUCACUGAAUAUGAAUUAUUUUAAUAAAUGUUAAAUUUGGUUGAAAUGGCUAAAUAAUUAGAAAAUAAUUGCAUAAACUUUAUUCAAGACGAACUGAUACAAGAUUAAUACGAGUCGUCAUAAUUAAAAAAAAUACAUUAAGAAUUUGAUUAAAUACAAUUUUUCGAAGAGGGUAUUUACGAGUGACUUUGUUUUUUCUUGAAUAACGUCAGGCUUGACAGAUUUCCGGUGUCUUUAGGAACUUUGUUCAAUAUUUGGGCCUUCCUCAAUAUCAGCUUUGGUCUGAAUUGAAAGGUACUGAACCAUCCCCGUUAAGAUAUUAUGUAUAUACACUUUGUUUGGUGGCUUAACAUUUAAUACUUGCGGGUAAAUUGUGAGACUCGUAGUAUUUAUUCGCGCCCCAAAGGCGCGAGGAAAACUGCGAAGAAAAUUGCGAUUAGUGAGCAAGAUGUCCGCUCGUAUUAAAUGUCAAACCAUUAAAAAUGGGUUGUAUUAUUCCACUACUAUUUCAAUUUUUAAUAUUUUGAUCAAAUAUAUCCUAAAGCCUUAUCGGUGCAUCUACGCGUAGCCGUACCCCCCCACCCUCGAGAGAAAACGGAAGGGGGGGAACGUCGACCAAAACCUGACACCAAUCGUGUUUUGUGACGUCACUUUUGAAGGGAACGAUGUUUCUGGUUUCCCCAGCUGUGAGACGAUCAUCUUGCGUAAUAAGCGUUAUGGUGAAAAUAUUAUAAGAGUUUGUAUGAGAAUAUUUACUCUUAGGAGUAAAUAUAACAAUACUUCACACUUUUACUGUGCAUUGCUUGUUGUCUGACCGCUUACUUUGUUAAACCGCGGCCAUUUUUAGCGAGUUAACCUCUUCUAAGUUUUCCUGCUCCUAAGGCUACACACUCCAUUUCCGAAAGCGAAAAACCCAAUCUCAAAAUGACAGGAAGUUAAUCUUCUCACAGCUGGAGCUUGGGCCGCCUGUAUGCCAGUGAUCGAUCGCCUUCCAUCUCUAGAAGAAACCGGUCACUUUAAUUAUCGUGCCGUCGGUUAAAGCUUUCAUAAAACAAUACUUCACUUUACUUUUACUGUGCAUUGCUUGUUGUCUGACCGCUUACUUGGUUAAACCGCGGCCAUUUUAGUGAACGUUCUUCGACGACUGUGGCACUGUUUACAAAUGCAAGCAGAAACCGCUUGGACGUUGAAAUCUAGUUUCGAAAACGCGAUGCGAAUCGAACAUUGUCCUCUUCUCGCUCUAUACGUCCUAUACCAAAAAUCGCUCAUAAUCUUUUUCUGUAUCGUUAAUUAAAGCAAAGUAUACAUUUGAACAGGGACAGUAAAAUGUGAAUUUACCCGAAUUAUGCAUGGAAAAUGAAUUCUUUUCAGUGUUGUUGUGAAUCUCGAUUACCUUUGGCUUAUUCUAUUUUGCGAAACGAAACAAAACCAAGCGAAACUAAAAGAAUGAUGGGGUAUAUUAUCUAAUAUUUAAAGAUAACUUUCACAACAAUUUUGGAAUAAACGUUUAGGAGGAUUUUUAAUUUUUUGACAUAUAUUUUGCGAAAUCGACCAUUUUCAUCUUGCGUUGACAAUGUGACAUCUUUUAUGUUACGAAAAUAAAUUUAAAUAUUUCAAAUGAGUAAAUUACCAAAGCCGUUGUAUGACACGAGAAUGGCUUCAUCGUUACCGCUCAGUGAUUAUAGUCCAUUUUGCAAAAUAGUAAUUGCUCUAAACUUGCUACUUUUCAAAUUGAUUUUAUAUGGAUAGUGAAAUAGGAGGUGACCAAGAUCUAUGGGAAUAUACUAUAAUUUAAAUUUUAAACGUAUUUUUGGGACCCGAAAAGAAAGAUAUUAUUGUGGGGUGAAAAGACAAAACAAAACAAAAAUGCAAACUUCCGAGAGCGCUCGGUGCGGCCAGUUUGUUGUCCCGUAGGCCAGGUUGUGUGCCCUGUUCUACGGUGUAACCCCGUGGCAUCUCAUGACCUUAUUUGGUAAAUGUUAUGAAUUUUCUCCUCGUCCCCUUCCCCUUCCCCCCCUCGCUAUCAAUGUCACAUCAAUUAACACACGCCAUUGAAAUUGUAAGGAAGACCAUGGCUUCUAAGGAAUUUUUAUGCUUUCUUUUCGUCUGUUUCUUUACCUUGGGAAGUGCUACCUACUGUACCUUCAAAAGCGAUUGUUCCUAUAGUGAGUCCUGUUGUACAGAUGGAGUCUGUAGAGAGAAAUGUUCCUACUGUUCGUACAACAGCCAGUGUGGGACGAACGAGCAAUGCUGUGAUGACAAAUGCAUCAGCAUUUUCUCCACUUGUUCCUGUUCGUCCACCUUCGAUUGUGGCAUUGAUGAGCAGUGCUGUAGUAGCACAUGCAUCAGUAGUUCGUCUUCUUGUUCCUGCACGUACGACUCCGAUUGUGACAUUGGAGAGGAUUGUUGUGGGGGAGUUUGUUCGUCAUCAUACUGUGGUUGGAGCGGUGGAGCUAUUGCAGGCGCUAUUAUCGGCACAAUUAUUUUCUUCGCAAUCAUCAUUUCCAUUGUGUCCUGUCUCUGCUGUGCUUGUUGCCCCUACUACCGCUAUCGUACACCCGGUACUGUGAUCGUCACCGGCAACCAGCCACAACAGAUCGUCUCAACCCAUACACACAUGUCGACGCAACAAGUACAUGUUCCUCCGCCGGUGAACUACAAUCAGCCUCCUCCAGUUGGUUACAACCCGCCUCCUCAAGGCUUUAAUCAGCCUCCUCCGCCUUACCCGAGCUAUCCACCGCCACCAAACCAAUAUCCUCCACCGCCGGGACAAGCUCAAGCGGCGCCGAUGCCGGCUGCAAUAAACUCUGCACAACCGCACAAGUUCUAA